Penicilliopsis zonata CBS 506.65 is the source of this 1161-nucleotide messenger RNA. RefSeq lists its product as hypothetical. The record is from RefSeq and is a predicted model, not a curated record. Bases 1 to 1161 code for a protein of 386 amino acids. The transcript is spliced from 5 exons. Gene Ontology annotation, cellular component: mitochondrion. NCBI's taxonomy places the organism in Eukaryota, Fungi, Ascomycota, Eurotiomycetes, Eurotiales, Aspergillaceae. Gene Ontology annotation, molecular function: magnesium ion binding; isocitrate dehydrogenase (NAD+) activity; NAD binding. Gene Ontology annotation, biological process: isocitrate metabolic process; tricarboxylic acid cycle.
AUGUUUUCUUUGAAGACCGCGCAGUCUGCGCAGUCUAUCCUCCGCAACACCGCGGCUUCUGCUUCCUUUGCCAGAUCCUCGAUCCCAGCGCGCUCUUUCGCGACUGUUCAAUCGGACAUUUUCAAGCCCACCAAGUAUGGCGGCAAGUACACUGUCACGCUCAUUCCAGGUGAUGGUAUCGGAGCUGAGGUUGCCGAGUCGGUCAAGACGAUCUUCAAGGCCGAUAAUGUGCCAAUCGAAUGGGAGCAGGUAGAUGUUAGCGGUGUCGAUACGGGAAAUAAGCACUCCGAGGAGUUGUUCAAGGAAUCGAUCGCAUCUCUCCGCCGCAACAAGCUUGGUCUCAAGGGUAUCCUUUUCACCCCUGUUGAGCGCUCCGGCCACCAGUCUUUCAACGUCGCUCUUAGACAGGAGCUUGACAUCUACGCAUCGGUUGUGUUGAUCAAGAACAUUCCCGGAUACCAGACUCGCCACGAGAAUGUCGAUCUUUGCAUCAUCCGUGAGAAUACCGAGGGAGAAUACUCUGGUCUUGAGCAUCAGUCCGUGCAGGGUGUCGUUGAGUCUCUGAAGAUCAUCACCCGUGCCAAGUCCGAGCGCAUCGCCAAGUUCGCCUUCAGCUUCGCUCUUGCAAACAACAGAAAGAAGGUCACUUGCAUCCACAAGGCAAACAUUAUGAAACUUGCCGACGGGCUCUUCCGCAGCACCUUCCACAAGGUUGCUGAGAACUACCCGACUCUGGAGGUCAAUGACAUGAUUGUGGACAAUGCUUCCAUGCAAGCUGUUUCGAGACCCCAGCAGUUCGAUGUUAUGGUUAUGCCCAACCUUUAUGGAGGUAUUCUUUCCAACAUUGGCGCCGCCCUCGUUGGUGGCCCCGGUGUUGUUCCUGGCUGCAACAUGGGCCGUGACGUUGCUGUUUUCGAACCUGGGUGCCGUCAUGUUGGUCUUGACAUCAAGGGCAAGGACCAGGCCAACCCCAGUGCCAUGAUUCUCUCUGGAUCUAUGCUUCUUCGUCACCUGGGUCUCGAUGACCAUGCUAACAGAAUCUCCAAGGCCGUGUAUGACGUUAUCGCUGAAGGACAAACACGGACUCGCGAUAUGGGUGGCGAGGCUACUACCCACGAGUUUACCCGCGCUGUCUUGGACAAGAUGGAGGCUGGUCUCUAA